Molecule: messenger RNA, 669 nt
Organism: Amoebophrya sp. A25
Lineage: Eukaryota; Dinophyceae; Syndiniales; Amoebophryaceae
Source: the annotation of a GenBank genome assembly
CAACUUACCGACUGGCCCGUCCAGGAUUUCUGUCCUUCAGGCAAACUUCUAGCUGACCUUGGACCUGCGGGUACUGCACAGAGUGAAAUUGAUGCAAUCGUAGCAUGGUACGGGUUCGACCCUUUGCCUCAUUCCCGCGACAUAGAAGAGGAGGUGGAACAGAUCUUACAGGAAAAACGGACAUGGACAGAGGCAGAUGGCGAUUUGAAGUUACGAAAGGUCAAGAAGACCAGGAAUGUUGCAACUUUGUUGAUAAGACACUCGGACUCGUAUGCUUUGCAAUAAGUAAGGCCCGCUGAUUUAACGAACUACUAGCUGAUUCGAAGGCGGAAAUUGCAAUUGCUGCGAUGCUCGUUGUAACACUUGCUGUAGUUAUCCUGGAAGAGUUUCUUUAUCCUAUUUUGUUAAUACUUUUUGAAAUCUGUGUGCGUUGUUGAUACUUCUAAGUUAGUAGUCUCUUCUUUUUACUAUUGAUUUAUGCAUUCAAGAUGGAGAUCCUUUUCUUACUUCUAAGUCCGACUUCUGAGUCAGAGACUCCGCAACAAGAGAAAGCCUUGAGGAGGAUCGAUUUCACAAAAGAUCUAGAGGUCUUCUGCAUCGAUCCUGAGACUGCAAAAGAUUUGGACGAUGCGAUCUCAGUAGUGGUCCAUGCCAACGCAGACGAACAGC